This is a messenger RNA of Acanthoscelides obtectus, 8934 nucleotides long. The record is from the annotation of a GenBank genome assembly. Lineage: Eukaryota; Metazoa; Arthropoda; Insecta; Coleoptera; Chrysomelidae.
GGCUGUUGUGUCAAGUUUUCCGAACGUUAUCACGUCAUGUCUGCUGCAUAGUCGAGUGUGAAGUUGAACGUGGUUGAGCGCACUUCAGAGUGAAGAUGAAGUUCAAACGCAAAUGGUGGCAGCACCAGCGUAGUGAUUCCGGCAGAACUGCGGCGACCGUUUCCAGCGCCUGCUCGGACUCCCCCGGAGGCUCCGGGAUCGAUCCGGCGACGCCGCGGCACGUCAAACGUCUAGGCACGGCCAACUCCGAUUUUGAUCGCGGAGGACGCGGAGUUCAGCUUCUGUUUCACAGACACGGGCGAAGUUGCGAUGAGAGUUCACGAGUGAGUUGUGCGACUCCGGCGGAGGAAGGGAAGAUGCAGCCGCCACCCAGAAAGGGCAACUACGCGAAAUUCCUCAAAAAUCUUCACACGGAACAGAUCAAUAAGCUUCUGCUGAAGAACCAACAUGAAUGCGACCUGCUAGAAGACAUACGGACAUUCGUGAUUAAACGGUCAGCGAUCGAAAAGUCAUACUCAGAAGCGUUACUUAAGAUUUCGUCGGCGUACCUUAACAAGAAAAUACCUAAUAUUCCUGAUAUCAAGUUAGAUGGCGGCGAUGAAAAAUGGAAUAUGUGGAAUGUGUGGCGUACGGUUCUGGAGGAAAACGAGAAACUGGCGAGAGCUAGACUGGCAGCCAUUGAAGUCUUUCAGCAGCAGAUAGCAGAUGAUGCAAAGCUGCUGAGAGCACAUAAAAUGCAAAUGGCCAAAAAGUGUGUAGAUCAUUUAGCAAUAGCACAAAAGGAACUACAGAAUUGUGUACAAGAGGUGGAUAAAACAAAGAAGCUUUAUUUUGACGAAGAACAUGGGGCGCAUGAAGUAAGAGAUAAGGCAAGAGAUAUUGAAGAGAAGCUGAAGAAAAAGAAAGGUUCCUUUUUCCAAUCAAUUACCUCGUUACAAAAGAACAGCGCCAAGUUUUCCACGAAGCGCGACCAACUGGAGGAAAAGUCCACUGGAGCUAGGAACGAUUACCUUUUGUGCCUCGCGGCGGCCAAUGCUCACCAGACCAGGUACUUUGUGGUGGACCUUCAACAGUGCAUGCAGGCUAUGGAAAGCGGUGUAUACGAAAAAGUGGCUGAAUAUUUGACACUGAUGGGAAGGACAGAGCUGCUGACAUGUUCUGCUAUGCAGAAUUCAUACAGCACCAUCCGAGACCAAGCCAAACAACUGACUAGGGAAUACAACCUGCAAUGCUGCUACCUCUUCUACCCCGUACUGAAACAGCACAUAACGUACGACUUUGACCGUUGUGACAACGACCCUGUGGACAAAGUAAGCGCACCAGUCUCGGCUGAAUGUCAAGAAACCUUGGCCAAAGAGGCUCGAAGAUGGGCUACCAGGAUAGCCAGGGAUGUCAAUACUAUAAGGGAAUGCACGCGCAAGUUGCAGAUGUAUAAUAGUAUGAGAGAACAGGGACAAAAGACGGAUCCAAACGAUCCAAACGGUCCGGAUCUAGAAACGAAAAUCGACGAUUUGAAGCAAAACAUUCGAAGAGCGGAGACUUCAAAAACUAAGGCGGAGGCUAGGAUAGAAUGUUUGAGACAAGGCGGAGUUAACGUAGAUGAAUGUAUGCGGGAGGCAGAAUCACUAAACGUCCAAGAUAUACAACGAUCGGCGAGUUCCCUAUCGGAUCAUCCCAGUUCAGAUUCCUAUUACGACAGUGACUUUGCUGAAGGUGAUGGAUCAACGGUUCCCGCUUCAACAGGUGCUGAACCUGCUUCCACAAGAAGGGACAGUAGUGAUGAUGAAAUGGUCAGAAGAGAAAGCCAAUCAGAGCACCAGUAUGAGAGCGCUGACGUCGAUGCCGUUCUAGACCAGGAACGACAGCGAAUUGAGAAUUUGACAGCGGGAUGGGAGGACCCUACUCAAGUGGACUGGGGCACAGAAGAUUCAGCUGAAACCGAAACCGCAGAAAGUACUGGGUCUGCAGAAAAAAGAGCGUCAGUUCCUUUGCUGAAAUGCACAGCAUUGUAUUCAUACACUGCUCAACAUCCAGAUGAACUAACGAUAGUAGAAAAUGAACAAUUGGAAGUAGUAGGAGAAGGUGAUGGAGACGGUUGGUUAAGGGCCAGAAACUAUCGAGGAGAAGAAGGAUUCGUCCCGCAGAACUACCUGGACAUUGAAAGGGAACCACCUGUUACGUCUGCAUCUGGAACUCCAGCUCUUGUCAAUCAAAUUUCAUUUUCAUCGGUGGACUACACGGUGGAUAAUGACGACACACAGCGGCAGGCAGAAACGGCAACGCAGUCACCUGAACAGAUCUCGGUUAUAUCGGCAGGAAAAGGAAAAGAAGAAGAAAAGAGAGAGGCUACAGAGUACUGUGUGGCGAUGUAUGACUAUGUUGGGGAAGCUGAUGAUGAGCUGACCUUUGAAGAAGGACAAGUGAUCCGCAUCCUCAGCAGACAAGCGCACAGCGUGGACGAUGGCUGGUGGAAAGGAGAAUUAUUGGAUGAUGGGAUAGUUGGCAACUUCCCCUCGUUAGUGGUGGAAGAGAGCGACGAGUAUGGGCAGAUGCUAGAAGACCCAGAGUGGGAUGAAGAUGCUCCCCUAUCAACGCCGCCAGUGCCACAGUGGUCCGGAGUGCCACCAGAUGUGGUACCAUCUUUACCGAGUGAUGGAAUGGACACGCUAGAGGAUGACAUAGUUUCCUCCCCACCGCAACAACCUCCGCCUGCACCGCCACCAGAAGUCCUCGAGGAGCUGGCAGCCUUGGAAGCGAUGAAAGCAUUGGAUGACUCUCCCAUCACGAAUGGCUUCACACAUCAAGAUGCAUUUUCGGAAGAAACUGAAGCCUCGAAACCUCAGCAACCACCUGCUGUCCAACCUGCAGCGCAAUCCACAUCAUCGACCUCGAAGACUGCGCAACAAAAGCAGCAGGGGUUUGAGAUGAAGAUGACUAGGGACCAGCAUCACCAGUAUGGCAGUCAAUUUGGUGGUGGGCAGGCACCUCCACCAUCUAUACCAGUGAUCGAUGUACCCUGUGUCGAAGUCGUUGACGAGGAUGCAGAGGAGACAUCAGAAGAACCCCCAGCGCCUCCAACAGGAGGCGAUGACUUUGGACUAUGUGCAGCCUCAAUUGUGAUAACGGCCGCUACGCCUAUGAUCGAAGAGGCCGAAACCCCCUUCCCGCCUGUUGAAGAAACUGCUGUAAACCAUACAGAUGAGGCGAAGUCUGCGCAGACUUCAUCAUCUGUACCAGCUGCAUCGUCGACCACGGAAUCCGAUAUCGUAGACAAACCUAAUGCAUUGGUGGAAUCAAAGAGCCAGUCUGAAGAAGUAGAAGAAAUGGCCGCGAGUACAACUGACGACCAUCAAAACUUUGCUGUGAGCAGCAGCACUGGUAGCGAUGGGGAGACGACGGGUCCUAGUACUGCCGAAAAUUCGGUUAGCCAAGCACCACCGGCUGAAUGUGAUUCAGCACCAAAACAGGUUGUAGGAGGCAGAGCCAGCAUUCCAGACGAACUUGAACCCCACCAAUUAGCCAGGUUGCAGGAUCUUAAAGAAUCUAACGCAUAGAGCGACGGCAAAGAAAAUAGAAAAUAGGUUAUGUAGGCUUCACAGUAAUAAAAAAUGCGAAUGCGGGAUACGGCUAGAUAUUAAAAAAAUACAUGCAUGAAAGAAGUAUACAAUUGGUGAAUCGCGCGUAUUAACGUACCUUAUCAUUUGUUAUUCGUUAGAUGACGUUUCCACGUUUUAGGGUUUACCGAAUAGUUUUUGUUGAUGAGGAAGUAUUGUUCGCAACUUGGUGGGUCAGACUACGACGACAAUCUUGAACCACCGUCUGAUAGAUAGUGAAAUAAAUACAAACAUACAUAGUAAUGUGACCAGUUCUGUUCGAGAAGCUGACCAUUUUGUAUAUUUGGGCUUAGAAUAGAUAACGGAUAUUUCACCACUACAAAUUGGCUAGGCUAGUUAUAAAUAAAACAAUGUAUAACUUGAAGUGUGAUCCGCCAAGAUGUUUAGUUUUUCAAAAAAAGAUAAUUCUUCUAGUAGUGAAUGAAGACAAAAACAAUACCCUUCCACAUUUUGAGGUUUGUGUUGAUAAAAUUGUACAUGUUUUAGAUAUUAUACCAGAAAAAACUAAUAGACGUCUAUAAAGCUGUGUUCCUAGAAGUUCUACCACUUUCUUUGCGCAACAGCUUCUCCCGAUUUUUGUGUAUGACAAGGCGAUGGAAAGUGCUACGCAGACACAAUUAAUUGUAACUGAAAAUUUGAAAUGUCAAUAAUAAAAUAUUCCGUCACCUUCACAGCGUUGGUGGUUUUUUAAAUAACUAGUGAAUAUGAAAGUUUCUAGAUUUAAUCUAGGAGUCUUAUUAAACUAUCAAAUGCUUAAAGAAAAACAACACACGUACUUAUCUGUUUAUUUUUUAAAGAAAUGUAAAGAAACGAUAUGGUCUUGGGCAUUUUUAAAAUUGUUGGGAAAGUGAAAUCACCAAGAUCGGAGAAACUUUCUCAAAGCGAUUUGUAUGCAAUGAUAGGCCUAUUUUUGGCUACUAAGCAAUGUAGUAGUAUUCAGAACGUAAGCAGUAUAUGCAGGAUUUAUGUACAGAGAAUCCAGGCUACUUGCUUCGACAAAUAAGUCAAAAAAUGUUUGGCGUUAAGAUCCUCAUCUCCAUAGUAUUGUCGAAUUUUUGCUUUUAGAUAUUUAUAUCCAGUUCGUUCAAAAUUACGUUAUUAUGUUAAGCAGUGAGGUACUAGAAAAAGGUGUGUACUGUUGGCUCCAUAUAGAUUUCGUAGCAAAUAUAGACUGAGGGCAAUAACAAUCGAUAUAUCGGAGAUAUAGAUAGUUGUAUAUUCGUUGCUCUUGUAUUCCGUGGUUUGAUGUUAUGAUUUUACCGAGAUUUUUUUUUCUUUGAUAUACCAAUACUCAGACAUUGCCUCUCUGUGUAGGUGACCUACAUUAUACAGAGUGUUACGAACAUGACUAAAUUUCAAGUGAUUCAAGACACAAGCUGUCAACUUUUUUUGCGAAAUAUCAAUAUGUAUUUUGUAAUAAUAUAUAUAAUUCUUCAGGUGGAAAUAUAAUUGCAUUUAUAACAAUAUGUUUUUCUUCAUUAAUUUUUGUUAACUUUUUUUUAAUUCUGAAGCAGCAGCAGAAGCCUAAACCGGGACACCGCGGCUGCUAUGACGAUCCUAAAGAAAUAUUGGUAAUCCGAUUUUUGAAUUGCCUAAGGUUAGUAGAACUGGGAAAAAUUUCUUGCAGAUUGUUCCACAAUCUCGACACCCUCGGGACAAAGGAGUGGUCGUAUCGGUCAGUUGUGGAUAUACGAAGUUCAACACGGUUAGGAUGGGAGGUCAAAGUCAGGCGAGUCGCUCUGGGAGGCACAUCGCGCGGCGGCAUCAUGGAAGAGAGCUCUGAAGAGCAAAACCCGUUGGUGUAGCGGUUGAAGGGAGCUACUUUGCCGACAGCCCGCAGGUGCGAAAGGGUUCCGAAACUUGUCUGUUAGAGAAGAGUCGUCGAUCGGUCGGACAGCCCUCCUUUGGACAGCAUCGAGCAUAAAUAAUAUAGUACGGGCGGCAGCACCCCAAGCGUUUGUGCAAUACUCGAAGCUAGGCCUGAUCUGGGCCUAGUAUACGGAGGGAAGUACUUCUUAGCCCUAAACAAAUAGAGGAACAGUGUCGGAUCCAAGACCGAUCACUGGGGAACACCUGCGUUGACGUUGUGAGAUGAAAAGGAGAACCCGUCAAUUACGACGGAUAUCUUGCGGCCAGAGAUAAAGUCAGCCACCCAUCUGCAAAGCUUUUCUGUGAGGCUACGAUGGAAAUUUGCAUAAAAGGGCAUCGUGCCACAGCUGAUCGAACGCUUCCAUAAAGCAAGAGCAAUGACAUGAGCCUCACCAUAAGACUAGAUGAGUUUACUCCACAAUUGCGUGACGUAAGCUAGGCGGUCUCCUGUGGAUCGUUGGUGCCGGAAACCAUACUGCCUGUCGCUAAUCAAGCCGUGACGUUUGAGGUAAUCCAGAACUCGCGAUUUAUGCACCUCUCCAUCAGCUUACUUAUAACAUAAAGCAGAGCUAGAAGCUAUAGUUGUAAGUGUCGGUCUUAGAUCCUUUUUUUGGGAUGAGCUGGACAUGAGCUAAUUUCCAGUUUUCUGGGAAGGUACCGGAUUCAUAAGAUAUCUGGAAAAGACGCGAAAGAACUGGAGGAAGCUCCGCUGCACACCUCUUCAGUACAAUGGCAGGAACCAGGUCUGGACCAGAAUCUUUGUUGAUUUCGAGCGACAAGAGCACUCGUCUUACGGUCUUAUGCCUGACUGUUACUUCCCGCAUAGUAUAGGGAACCCUCUGAAUCUGGGCACUUGGGCGUAGGGGCGAACGUCCAUGGUGGACUUGGCAGCAAAGAUCUUGGCAAGCACUUCCGCCUUGGCCUUUGAGUCUGUUACAAUCGUUCCAUUUUGGCACGUAAGUGGUGGAAGGCUACUGUCCGAGAAGACUAUAUUACCAUGCUUACCAAUACCGAUACUGGACAAAUCAUCUGAAGGAUUAUUAUCAUUAUUUACAAAAAACGAAUUUUUGUAUAAAAUUUGCCACCCCGCAUAUUAAAAAGGAAGCAUUAUUGGACUUAUGUUUAUAUAAAAUACCUUUUACAAUUACUUGAGGAAUCAUCCCUUGAGGUUUGGCCAUUAUUGACACCCUGCCUAUUUUACAUGACCGCAUAUAGCAUGUAUAUCAAAAUGACGAAUGCUCAUAGAUAUAAGCUUACUCCAUCUACAUCGUUCUGUGUAUAUAAUAACCAAAACAUCGUUUGUCUGUCAUCUUGUACAAGAAACGGCAAAAACAUGUCUAUCAGAGUGUUUUUUAGCGCGACAUGUAUUCUGUAUUUACCCCAUCUUCUUUCAGCGGUGCCUUCUUAUAUUGUAUAAUCUCCAAACUUCACCUCACCUGUAGAUAUUGUGUAAUACUUUCAGAUUUAUUUCAAGAUGACCUUAAGGCUACGUAUACUGUGAAUAAGAACACUGACAAUUAAUUAAGGUAUGAUUAUAGUCAAAACGGAAGAAAAUAGCAUAAGUCAUGAUACGUCACUGUUUGUGCAGUGUCACAGAGGAUCUGAAUCACGCUACUUUGUUCCUAUUUAGUACUUGACUAUUGUUUGUUAUUACUUUGUUAUUUAACAUAUACGUUAUUUUCAUACCCGAGGUAACAAAAGUAACGGGACGGGUCUGUACUUUGAAAAAAGGCCAAAGUCAGGUCUAUACUAUUUUUCUAAUUAUUUGUUUAAUGAUCACUUUGUGUUUGACAUUAAAGUUAUCUCGAGAUCAAUUUUAGUUUUUUUGAUGGAAUGCCCCCUUUUUGAUAUUGGCAGUCGAAAGGGAAGCUCUAUUUCCUAAUAUACAUCAAAAUCUAAGAUCAAAGACAACUCUAAAGCUCAAAUGAAGGUCAAAUGUGUGUUGCUAAAGUUCCUAGAAGUUUAGCAGGAUUACUGAUAAAAAAAUAUGUUUUAAUAGUUUUUAACAAAGACGAUUUAACCUUGAACCCCGCCUUCAAAGUCAACUUUUUUUAAAUGAGGACCCCAAUAUUUGACAUCGUCAAUGAAAAAAUUUAAGUUCUACUACUUUCAGAUGUGCGAUUAUGACAUUUAAAAUCGACUUAUAAGCUCUGAUGUUAAACUAUUUAUAAACAAGAGUUCCACAACGUUGAUCCGCAACGCUCACACUAGACUUGACGAAAUUUUAACUUUCUGCGGUUGCCAUUCCCGAUUCAACCAAUGAAAGGGAGCCUGUUAAUCACGUGUUUAUUGCGACAGAUCAGCUGGUUUUUCCACUUUUCGCUCUGUUUGACAUGACAUAUGUUUUGUUUCGGUCGGCGUGGCUUUCUCUGAGAUUCUUUGCUAUAUUUUAUUUAGUUUAUUUAAAUAAUAAUAUGUAUUUUCAGGAGAUGUGUGUUACAAGUUUUGUAUUCAAAUAUGUGAAUAAGAAUACAAUUUUGGGUUACGAAAAUGAUACGCCGGCAGUACGGCAUCGUUUGAGUUUGUAAAUCCGCCUUGAGGCUUGAGGACAAUUCCAUAGUUAAUAUUUAGAUCCUUGUUAUAUGUUACUAAUCGGCUGACCUUGAUAUUUUUCAUCAAUGUCCCUGCUAAACCUCUCGGAAUUUUCCCUAGGCUCAUACAUUUAAGCUUCAUUUGACCUUGAUCUCAAUACAUAUUCGGACGUGGAAUUUUCUGUUAUUCCGAUUUUCGGAGUCAAAAAAGGGUUUUUUUAUUAAAAAAAUAAAAGUUCACCUCCUAAUAACCUUGAAUAUGAGACUCAAAGCCAAAACCAAGGUCACAAUUGAGCUCAUUGUUCAAAGUAAAAAAUACCUUACCUAUGAAAAGAGAGCAGCUCUUUACUUUUGUUACACCCGGUAUAUACUGCAGUAACCUGACUGGGUAUAAUUAGAAAUGACUAUAGGUACCAACAUUAGUUUUCAAGGUGGCUUCAAUGUAAACAAUAUUAGGCAUGAGGUGCUGGGCUACACUGGCCAGACCAGUAUCCAGUGCCACUUAGGAGGGCGAUGUCGAUAUUUAGGAAAAUCUAUUACAUCAUCACUGAUUGACAUAUUCCACCACAUGGUGAAUACAUUAAUCAACGAUUGCACGUAAAGUCUAUCCCAAAUGGUGCGCAUAUCUGAAGACAAUAGUUGACUUGUUUGCGUUGAGCUGAUCCUGACCUGUCAUUUUUAUUACUGCGGGCGUUCUAUUACGGCGAACCAGUGCACGUCGAAAAUGAAUCUGAUAUAGUCAUUCAUGACCUGUACUUCCAACUACCUUAAGUAUAAUUUGUUAUCCAUUAUUAUUUCGUUUCGUCAGUAGUUUCGUCCAUAGAAGCGUAGCCUUGUUUGUUAUAAUACGUGGGUUACUAGACAUCCAUUCUAUGCAACGUCAAGUAUAUACUUAUAAAUAAAUAAUUUGUGUAGCUGAC